Messenger RNA from Neurospora tetraspora, 1200 nucleotides. RefSeq lists its product as uncharacterized. The transcript has 4 exons. Bases 1 to 1200 code for a protein of 399 amino acids. Lineage: Eukaryota; Fungi; Ascomycota; Sordariomycetes; Sordariales; Sordariaceae. The record is from RefSeq and is a predicted model, not a curated record.
AUGGCCGCCCCUUUUUCAAGGAUGAAUCUCUCCCAAUCACAAGGCGCAGCGAGGUUUAAUGUCUUGGUCACCCUGGACCUUGGCACCGUUAGCACUCGCGUCGUCAUUAAACACAGUGAAGGCAUCAUGUCUAAGGUUUUUGCCUCUCAUGGUUAUCCUUUCGAUAAGCAUGUCUCCGUGUACAUUGGCGAAGAUCACGCGUCCGACCGCGAAUCAGUUUCGCUUAAGUAUGCAUUCUACAUCCUUGCCAAUGCUUCGGAUGGGUUCGUGGAUCAAUACCCCAUGCUACAGAGGCUCCGUCAAGAGGACAGCGAGACAUUCCGUCAGAAACUUCGGAUCGGAAUUUUGCAGUUGUUGUGGACAGUCCGCUACUGGAUUUUCGAAGACUUUCGCAAGCAUUGGGUGAUUCGUCGCCUCUCGCUUACCAUGCCGGCGCAAUGGGGUUUAAGGUUUGAAGGUGUUUUUCGGGCUCUAAUCGGAGAGGUCUUUCAGUGGGACACGACGAUGGUAAGAGACAAAGUCGGCUUCGUUAAGGAGGCCGAUGCCCUAACUCAUUACCUUGUGAACACACCUGAGUACCUUAACAAGGUUAAAGCACCGAACUCUAAUCAAGUGUGGCUGGUCCUUGAGUUCGGCGGACAUAACCUGAACGGAUCCCUGUUUUGGGUGAAGCAUAACGAACAGGGACCGCCGCAGUAUUUUAGACUGGGAGAAUCAUUUGGUGUUGGCAGCGGCAGUGAGCACAUCCUUCACAACAUCUUGGCCGCUUGUCCAGCCAAGUGCCUUAACCAGAGUGCCGGCCCCGGACAUCUGAUGUGUCCUGCUGUCUCCGAGCAAAUUCGCGAGGCAUUCACUGAUCCCCGCAUCAGAGGAGACUGGGGCCCUGCCCAGGAGGGAGAGAAUCCCAAACUGUUCUCUUUCGGUGUGCCCCUGUGGGAGGAGCAGGAUUUUCUCUUGUGCACGUUCGACCAGGCCGAGAUCACUCAGACUUGGAACGACGCUCAUAAAGCCGCCUUUGAGCUUGUCGAGAAGCAACUCAAGAACCUCAAGAAGAGGACCACAGAGACCAAUCACCCUCACAUUGUCCCUGAGCCAGUGAUCUUCAUUGCCGGAGGUAGCAGCAAGAACAAGCCCUUGAAGCGCAAGCUGAUGGCUAUGGUCCAAGAGGCCAACCUCCCCGCUCCGGUCUUUCUUGACUAA